Messenger RNA from Prunus avium (sweet cherry), 765 nucleotides. The record is from RefSeq and is a predicted model, not a curated record. Lineage: Eukaryota; Viridiplantae; Streptophyta; Magnoliopsida; Rosales; Rosaceae.
AUGAAAGAUAGAUUGAGAAUGGUGCUACAAGGUUGGAAGGGAAAGCUCUUUUCAAUUGCAGGUAAGGAAGUUUUGAUCAAGGUGGUUGCACAAUCGAUUCCUACGUAUAUCAUGAGUUGUUUUCAGCUGCCGGUGAGCAUUUGUAAGGAAAUUCAAAACUUGAUUGCUCAAUUCUGGUGGACACAUAGGGGGAGGGAUAAGGGAAUUCAUUGGCUAAAGUGGGAGGAGUUAUGCAAGGCCAAGAAGAACGGGGGCUUGGGGUUUAGAGAUAUUCAAGCUUUUAACCAAGCCAUGUUGGCUAAAUUGGCAUGGAAAAUUCAUACUGAACCACAUUCUCUCAUUGCUCAAUUACUGCGAGCAAAGUAUUGUACCAGGAAAAGUGUUUUGGAAGUAUAUGCAGGUCAAGGUUCCUCAUAUUUAUGGCGUAGUGUAAUAUGGGGGCGAGGUUUGAUGAAGAAUGGCCUCCACUGGAGAAUUGGGAGGGGUGAGUUAGUGGGUGUUUAUGUUGAUAGGUGGCUACCGACACCAACUACGUUCAUGGUCUCUUCCCCUCCAACUAUGCCCAUUAAUUCUAAAGUAUGCGAUCUUUUGACACCAUCAAGUGAUUGGAAUAUUGAGUUGAUUGACCGAUGCUUUCUGGCCCAUGAUGCUGCAACUAUUUUAUCUAUUCCAUUGACAGGAGGUAUGGCUAGAGACCGAGAAGUUUGGCACUAUGAAACACAUGGGCGGUAUACAGUGAGAAGUGGAUAUUUGUUGUAUUCCUAA